GGAUGGAAACGCCGUCUCGGGGUCUUUGAACACACAAUUGUGGCAAGCCCCAGACCAUCAUAUCAAUAACAGAACGCCGACUGCAUGGGUAGCAUCUCGGCCUUACGAUCUUACCACCGUCCAGACAUUCCAUCCCAUAUCGAAGCUGCUAACUUACCAUCACAGCCUCGUUCUGGGCCGUUCUCAAAGGCCGUUACCAACACCACUAUUCCCUCCUCAGCCUCAGACCUUCCGAAGAUUACCAGCAAAGCGCCUCGAUGAUCCAGGAAUUUUCGUCUCCGAAUCCGUCGUGCCAGGAAGAGGAAGAAGUUCUUCGCCGCUUCAUCAGAUCUGCGACGGCCCGCUCAUGUCCGAAUUGCAAACGUGGCGUCGACAUUGGGAGCAGCACCAUCUUCCAACACGCCGGGGAAAUUCUUCGAGAUCGAAAGUCUAUCGCACAGGGCAGUCACUAUGUGAAGUGUUUUUGUGGGACAUCUUACUGUAUGACAUGCUCCAGAAUGGGAGACAGUUUGAAGACACCUUUCGCCCGUUCCAAGUCAACCAAAUGGUGCUGCCCCGAGGGUCGACUCUUCCACAUCUUUGUCCUCUUUUGCGGCCCGAUCGCCCACGAUGCAAACCCGCAGGUCUCCAUCUUUCAAGACUCACAAGUGGAGGCGAUUGAGAAGUCCCCAAAAGCCGAGAGAAGGUCCGAGUCGAAGUUCAAGGCCUUCUUCAAAAGCAGCGAUGACGACGGCACAUCCAAAGGUACGGGCUACGCGACGGGCGAGGUCUAUGGAAAGAGAGAGGAGCCGAAUGAGGUUGUCCGUAAUCGUCGUGAGAAGCUCGAGAAUAGCAUGAAACUUUUACCCAGGCUCCUCGCCGCACUCUCGAUAGCAUGGCCUUCAACUUCCAUGGCUCACCAGUUCGAUCGCAACCCCCACCCGUUGUUGAUGGUCAUGGCUCGCCGAAGCCCACUGAUGGUGAGGAUGGCCGAGCUUCUCCGAGACGAUAGCAUGGAACAGAUCAUGCAACAAGGACUCCCGUAUCAAGCCCUGUUCGACUUUCUCCAUGUGAUCUCAGCACAUCCCUCCACGGCUUCGCUGGUCUGUGAUGUUCGAAUUAACUAUCACCUCGCACACACUUUAUUGCCAGUCUGCUUCGGGGAUCGCCCUCUUCCGGUGCCAGAUAGAUCUUCAAGCUCCAGUGACAAGGUGAAGGGAAAGAGGAAAGCGGAGGAGCUGUGCGAGAAGCAGGAGCAGCCUCAAGAAACGCUCAAGUCGUUGGUAAGCCUACUCUCUGCCUUGAGACUCCAGGCGGAAUCGGUGAAGCGACUCUACAAACCCGUUUUCGGGAGCCUUUCGCAGACGAUACUCAUGUGCGACCGUAUCUGCGAUACUUAUCAGCAACUCGAAGAAGAUCAUUCGAAAAAGUUCAAGACGGAAGUGACUAUUGACGAAGGAAGCACUUCUGCCUCUCUGACCCAUUCACUAUACACUGCUUCGUCGUCAGCAGGACCACCUACCAUCCCUGACGACAAGCGAGAAAAACUCGCAGCCGCCCGGCAAUGGCUCAGCGAGAAUAAGCUACAGGGUAUGGAGUCAGAAAGCUGGCUGAGUGACUAUAAAAUUGCCCUUCCAGUCUCGGAAGCCACCGCCCACGGCCGUAUGAAGAAGCUCGUCAUGGAGCUCUCCAUGCUGCGAACUACACUCCCCGACGGCAUCUUUGUUCGCUAUGAUGGCACGCGGUUGGACGCCAUGAAGGUCCUCAUCGUCGGACCCGAAGACACGCCCUACGAGAAUGGACUCUUCGAAUUUGACCUAUUCUGCCCUCUCGAUUAUCCGGCGAGGCCACCAAAGAUGGUUUUUAGAACGACGUACAGUCGUCGAGAGUUCAACCCGAACCUGUACCCCAGUGGCAGAGUCUGUUUCUCCCUCCUCGGUACCUGGGAAGGCAGCGCCACUGAAAUCUGGGACCCAAAAAAGUCCACCCUCCUUCAACUCCUUGUUUCCGUUCAAGCCAUGAUUUUUAACCCGGACCCGGUAUGGAACGAACCUAAUCAGACAUUCUCACCAACAGCCUCACUGGUGUACAAGACGGAGAUGCGCGCCGAUACCCUCGUCUUCGCUAUGAGCCACUGGCUCCAUCUGCGCAAAAACGCCAAGCCGGUCGAGUAUAAUCCUUGGUUCGAGGUCGUGUCCCGCCACUUUGAGGUGAACUGGCGACGAAUUCUUGAGACGGCUGAGAUUUGGGCCGCGGAAGAUCCCGGGAGUCAAAGCAAAGCCGAGAAUGAGUUGGGUAUGUUCAUGAGAGGUAGACACUCCAAGGAGAGGUUCCCCUGUGGGAUCCGUACGCUAAAGGGGCAUUUUGCCGAGUGGGCUACGUCCAAAGAGGAGCUGGCCCUCGUGAAGCUUGGUCCUGAAGAGGAAGCUGGGACGACGUAUACGCCCGUGGAGAGUCGGCCGAAUGUAGACUCUGAUGUGUCCGACUUGUCUGACGAGCACGACGAAGACGAGGAGGACGACAAAGACUAUGGUUAUGAUGGUGAUGAAGGGGAUGAUGGGGACGACGUGAACGACGUGGACGACGUGGACGACGUGGACGACGACUUCGAUGGAAAUGAUAAUCUACCACCAACCAAUGGCACACCCUAUGUACCGGCACCGCCGCCUUAGUAUCACCUGAGCUCUCUUGAUUUUCUUUGAAUUCGUUCAAUAGUUGCGGCUGGUUUUUGCGUUUUGUCUCCCAUUCUAUUAGUUAAGUGAGCGUCGGUGUUUUGAUGGCAAUGAGGAGAGGUUGAACGUUGGUUAGUAAUGAUGGAUGUGGAGACAAGGUUAAGUUCGUUACCAGCUAGUAAUCCGAGGGAGUCGAUAGAAAAAUAGUCAGACUCAGGCUCUCUCUAUUUCCUAGUAUUUGUCUCGUCAAG
Colletotrichum godetiae is the source of this 2902-nucleotide messenger RNA. RefSeq lists its product as uncharacterized. The record is from RefSeq and is a predicted model, not a curated record. Bases 258 to 2651 code for a protein of 797 amino acids. Lineage: Eukaryota; Fungi; Ascomycota; Sordariomycetes; Glomerellales; Glomerellaceae. The transcript has 4 exons.